UUACCAUGUGGAAGACCAGGUCGGGCGCGCAGUGAAAACCGUGGUGGACGCUUAUAACCUGCUGCAUGAGGUCACCACCACCCCCAAGGUCUGUGGCGCCCAGUGCUACUUGAAAAGGUUCAAAAAGAAAAUGGAAAGAUCGAGCAACAGCAUGGUUCCUCCUGUGUCUCGGGAGGAGAUAUUCGUCACAACCAAGCUGUGGAAUGACGCGCAUGCGCGAAGCGCGGUGGUGCCCGCGCUCAGGGCGUCGCUCGCGCAGCUCCGGCUGAGCUACGUCGAUCUUUACCUCAUGCAUUGGCCAUUAGGACAGUUUGCAAACGGCACGUACGACUCGACACACUACCUGGAGACCUGGCGAGGCAUGAUGACUGCGCGGGCGCGCAACCUGACACGCUCCAUCGGCGUCAGCAACUUCAACCAGCUGAUGCUAGAGAACAUCAGGUUGCACCAGCUGGCCACGCCGGCUGUGCUGCAGAUCGAGUGGAACAUCAACCUGCAGCAACCCGAGCUGCUGGCCUACUGUCGUCAGCACAACAUCUCCGUGAUGGGCUACACGCCGUUCGGCGCGCUCAUGGACAAGCGGCGCGCCGACUCGCCCACUCGCAUCGACGAUCCACUGCUGACCAAGAUGGCCGCCAAGUAUGGGAAGAAUGUACCGCAGAUAUUACUACGAUACGCUGUCGAAAUGGGAGUAGUCCCGAUCCCAAAGUCCAUAACCAGCAGUCGAAUUUUCGAGAACAUCGAAAUUUUCGACUUCGAGCUCGACGAGAGCGACAAACGGACGCUCCGGGACUUCGACCGCGGCUACAGAACCGUGCCCCAGCUCAAGUGGAGGGACCACCCCUUCUACCCCUUCGAGAUGAUGCCGGACAACAGUACCACCACUACUACCACCACUACCACCACUACUGCCGCUACUACAAGCACUGUAAACACGGAGACAAGUAAACCACAAGUGAUUUCUGAAGUAGAUUUUAACGAUAAAACUGCUAGAAUGAGCUUUAGGGAUAUAAAGAUAUAAUAAAUAUAUUAAACAUUGA
Molecule: messenger RNA, 1040 nt
Organism: Cydia fagiglandana
Lineage: Eukaryota; Metazoa; Arthropoda; Insecta; Lepidoptera; Tortricidae
Product: aldo-keto reductase AKR2E4-like
Exons: 6
Coding region: 131-1021 (296 amino acids)
Cellular component (GO): cytosol
Molecular function (GO): aldose reductase (NADPH) activity
Source: RefSeq, a predicted model, not a curated record